AUGAAAGGUGUUAUAAGGUUAAGAAGGAAGGGCAAGCUUAGCUCUAGAUUCAAUGAUAAUGUUGAGAUUUUGAGUAGUGUGGCAGAGGUGGCCUAUAAUUUAGCCUUGCCACUAAGCUUGUCAGUUGUUCAUCUCAUGUUUCAUGUCUCCAUGCUUCGGAAGUACCUGUCGGAUGAGUCCCAUGUACUUUCUCCUGAUUCAGUGGAGUUGGGUCUAGACUUAUCUUUUGAGGAGGAUCAUAUACUCAUGUUGGAUGGGCAGGUCCGAAAGCUUAGGACCAAAGAAAUUGCUUUAGUGAAGGUGCAGUGGAAGCAUCGUUCGUUCUACAAUCCUCUGUUAAGAGGAACCUGGUUCACAUUAGCAAUGGUCGCUUAA
Solanum stenotomum is the source of this 375-nucleotide messenger RNA. RefSeq lists its product as uncharacterized. The record is from RefSeq and is a predicted model, not a curated record. The coding region runs from base 1 to 375 and encodes 124 amino acids. Lineage: Eukaryota; Viridiplantae; Streptophyta; Magnoliopsida; Solanales; Solanaceae. The transcript is spliced from 2 exons.